AUGUCAACAAAUGAUUCAAUUGUAACUGUAACUGUAACAACACAAGGAUAUACAGCUCCAUCUUCAAAUGCAGGAAGUGCACCUUUUUAUUUAACAUUUUUCUAUUUGGGACUAACAAUACAUUAUCUUAUAGUUCUAUUUAUUAUAAGAAAGUUCAUUAAAAAAACAUUUUUUCUGAUAUUUUUUUUCAUCGGUUGUUUUGAUAUUCUUGAAUGUAUUGCAUUGUUAUGGAUCAAUUUUUUUCGAAAUGCAAUUUAUCAUCCAAUUUAUAUUCCAACUUCACAUUUAAUGGUUGCAACUGAUUUUUUCGCAACAUUUGUGAAUUUACUCGGAAAUGGUAUGAUGUCAAUUAAUCGACUUUCUGCAACUUUUUUGAGUUAUGAUAGAUAUUGGAGAAAAAAUUAUGUUUAUGGAUAUCUUAUUGGUAUUGUUUUAACAAGUUUCAUUCUUUCUGGUCCAAUUAUUCAAAAUGAUCGAGAAUUUGCAUUGGUUAAUGGGGCUUGGGUUGUUGUAACAAAUCCACCAAAUCUUACAAUUGAACGCAAUAUUUUUGUGGUAUGUAUUUUGAUAUAUCAAGUUGUAGCUGUUAUUGCAAGCGCUGCAACAAUUAUUCGUCUCAAAAACAUCAGUGCGGACACCAAAAAACAGGAAAAGGUUCAAAUUCUUUUUUUACCCCUAUUCUUCCCCUUUAAACGUCAUCUCUAAUUUUGAACAUUUUCAGAGUCUAGUCUUCAUAACAGCAAUUCAUUGCCUGUUUCAUUUUGUAAAACUUUAUUAUCAAGCAGUCCAAAUAUUUUCUUUAAAUGAUGCCUUUGCAAAAUUUAUGUCUAACAUGGUAAAUCAAUUUUUUUAGAUGUAAUUUUUCUCAAUAUCAAAUUUCCAGGGUUAUACCAUCUCAUUUCUUUUUGUUUCUCUGAAUAGUUUCACAGUUAUGUCAAAUGAACAUGUUCGAAAUGAUUAUAUGGCAUUUGUUUUUCGCCGAAAAAUUGUCAAAAAUAUAUCGUAUCCAGUUAGUAGUAAUGUUUUUUCAACUAGAAAGAUUACGGUAAGUGUUCAACCUUCUGUUGAAUAAUAAUAUUGCAUUUGUUUGGUUCUUUAUGUGUUUGAUUAUUUUAAUAAAUGGUUUGGUUUGCAUGAUAUUGUUUGUUUUCUCGAUAAAUGUCAGAAAAAUCGAAUCAGAAGUUUUGUUAUAAAAUCAAAAAACAUUCUAGCACGUGGAACAAUUUUCAGGUGAGAAGUGCUCCGCCACUCGGAAAACGAUCAAAGUGUUCAACAAAUGAUAUAUAA
Molecule: messenger RNA, 1287 nt
Organism: Caenorhabditis angaria
Lineage: Eukaryota; Metazoa; Nematoda; Chromadorea; Rhabditida; Rhabditidae
Source: the annotation of a GenBank genome assembly